This is a messenger RNA of Aspergillus welwitschiae, 1712 nucleotides long. Its product is annotated as WD repeat RBAP46/RBAP48/MSI1 family protein. NCBI's taxonomy places the organism in Eukaryota, Fungi, Ascomycota, Eurotiomycetes, Eurotiales, Aspergillaceae. The transcript has 6 exons. The record is from RefSeq and is a predicted model, not a curated record. Gene Ontology annotation, biological process: regulation of gene expression. Gene Ontology annotation, cellular component: nucleus; cytoplasm; Rpd3L complex. Bases 187 to 1497 code for a protein of 436 amino acids. Gene Ontology annotation, molecular function: histone binding.
AACAGAGAGUGAGAGAGCUUCAUCCGCAGCUCAAAGCUCUGUCUUGCUACCCUUCCAUUCCCAGGUCCCACUUGGCUAUCUCAACCGCCUGCCCUCCUACCCCGGUUUAUUCACAAUUCUGAGCAAUCGGCUCCUUCUGAAAGUUAUCUAAUCUCUCACCCCAUUUAACCGUAUUUCCCCACAACCAUGGAGCCUUACGACGAUGGUUUCAUUGAGGAGCAAGAAGAGCAGGAGGAAGAGCGCACCGAGGAGAAGAUCAUCAACGAAGAGUACAAGACAUGGAAGAAGAACGCACCUUUCCUUUAUGACAUGAUCCUGAGCACGGCAUUAGAAUGGCCUACUCUCACAACACAAUGGCUACCUGAUAAGCAAGAUGUUCCCGAUAAGCCCUACUCGACUCAUCGCCUGCUUAUUGGCACUCAUACCUCGAGUGAUGCGCAAAACUACCUGCAGAUCGCUCAUGUACAGCUCCCUAAUCCGACUGCGCCUAACCCAGAUGACUACGAUGAAGAGCGUGGGGAGAUUGGCGGAUACGGCGGCAGCUCGAAGAAGGCGCCUAUGGAAAUCAAGUUCAACAUUGUGCAAAAGAUUGAUCACAAGGGUGAAGUCAACAAGGCGCGAUACCAACCACAGAACCCCAACAUCAUUGCCACCAUGUGCACAGAUGGCCGUGUAAUGAUCUGGGAUCGCUCAAAGCACCCAAGCUUGCCUACAGGCACUGUCAACCCUCAGAUGGAGCUUUUAGGCCAUACUCGCGAGGGUUUCGGUCUCAGCUGGAGUCCACACACCACCGGUCACCUUGCUACAGGUAGCGAGGACAAGACAGUCCGUCUUUGGGAUCUGACGACGUACACAAAGGGUAACAAGGCACUCAAGCCUGUUCGGACAUACACCCAUCAUUCCUCUAUUGUCAACGAUGUUCAAUACCAUCCUCUGCAUUCUUCACUCAUCGGAACGGUAUCUGAUGAUAUUACCCUCCAAAUUCUCGAUGUGCGUGAGGCCGAAACCACGCGUGCGGCUGCAUCAGCGGAGGGCCAGCACCGUGACGCCAUCAACGCCGUUGCGUUCAACCCUGCCGCAGAAACGGUCCUGGCCACCGGAUCGGCCGAUAAGUCGAUCGGCCUGUGGGAUCUACGUAAUCUGAAGACCAAACUGCACGCGCUUGAAUGUCACAACGACUCCGUGACUUCGCUCUCUUGGCAUCCAUUUGAGGAGAGCGUACUGGCCAGCGCCAGCUAUGACCGCAAGAUCAUGUUCUGGGAUCUUAGCCGGACUGGGGAGGAGCAGACCCCUGAGGAUGCCCAGGAUGGUCCACCCGAGCUUUUGUUCAUGCACGGCGGCCACACGAACCGCAUUUCGGAUUUCAGCUGGAACCUGAAUGAUCCGUGGGUGCUCUGCUCGGCGGCCGAAGACAACCUGCUGCAGGUGUGGAAGGUGGCAGAUGCGAUUGUCGGCAAGGAUCUGGAGGAUGUGCCGACCGAGGAGUUGGAACCAUGAGCUGCCAGUUUCAGAUGCAAAUUUGCAUCAGGGGAUGGCUCGUCUUACUUCAUGUACUUCUUCGAUGGGGUUGCUACAAUCACAGCGAGGAUGUGGGAAAGAAAACAAACAAACACAUGACAACGAAUUCUGCUGCACAGUCGGUUAACAGGAGUUUAGUGGCUGCAAUGUAACAUAUGAAGCCUAGCUACUUAGUACUGCAUCAUUUUCCAGAC